Messenger RNA from Didymosphaeria variabile, 408 nucleotides. It is a transcript of the gene FMP32, whose product is annotated as Protein fmp32, mitochondrial. Lineage: Eukaryota; Fungi; Ascomycota; Dothideomycetes; Pleosporales; Didymosphaeriaceae. The record is from RefSeq and is a predicted model, not a curated record. Gene Ontology annotation, cellular component: mitochondrion. Bases 1 to 408 code for a protein of 135 amino acids. The transcript is spliced from 2 exons.
AUGGUGCUUCGGGAAGAGCAGGAGAAAGCGACCUACAAUCAGAGAGUCGACUUCGCCAAACUACGCUCCGAACUUCAGACGGCCGAUUCCACCGAAUCAUCCCUAACCCGCGUUUCGCACGAGCGAUUGACAAAUGAGUUGGCGAAGCUGAAUUCGAGAUUGCGUGACGAGGUACAGCGAACGCAGGCCUCGGUGCGAUUGGACCUCAACCUCGAGAAGGGCCGGAUACGAGAGGAGGCCAACGUGCAGGAGCUCAAGCUCAAGGAGACCGAGACACGGAUAGAGCAGGAGACAGCGCAGCUGCGUGAGAGACUGGAAACCGUCAAGUUCCAGACGCUGCAGUGGCUGGUGGGCGUGUGCACUGGUGCUGCGGCUCUUAUGCUCGGUGUCUGGCGUAUCCUUAUGUGA